Messenger RNA from Stylophora pistillata, 1012 nucleotides. Its product is annotated as CBY1-interacting BAR domain-containing protein 1-like. Gene Ontology annotation, biological process: cilium assembly. The record is from RefSeq and is a predicted model, not a curated record. NCBI's taxonomy places the organism in Eukaryota, Metazoa, Cnidaria, Anthozoa, Scleractinia, Pocilloporidae. Gene Ontology annotation, cellular component: ciliary basal body; ciliary transition zone.
UACUUACUUUAGUUCAAUUUUGCGGAUCAAGAUGACAAACAAUAUGACUGAAGUGUGCGAAGUUCUAAAAAGGACUUUACGGGUCGACAAGAUUCCAGAGAUGGAAGAAUACAACAAACGAAUUGAAGAGACGGAAGAUCAAUUUGCUGAUAUGGCGCGAUGCGUUGAAAAAUACGCCACAAUCACAGGGAAGCUUGCACAAAGAGGAGAAAAAUUAGCCUAAGCAAUGGUAAUUUGUAAUUCGGACCCGGAAAGCAACAAUGGCGUUAAAAGAAAUCUAGCGAACUUCACCAGACAUUUGUCUGCUAUCCAGACACAGCGGCGUGCGUUGAAAGACAUUCUACAAGGAAAAAUCUCAAGUGACAUCAAGGCCAAUGAAGGGAAGUGUCUGGAAAUGAAGAAAAGCGUGAAAGCAUGCGAGGAUGCGGUACGCAAAAAGAACCAAAGACUUCUUCUGCUUCAAAAGGCGAAAAAUAAGACGCCUGUGGACCCUAGGAACAUCAACGAGGCAAGUGUAAAAUUCGAGAAAGCUCGCUGUGAGGCCGAACGGUCCUGUGAGGAUGUUAAGAUAGGAAUGAAGCAUUUUGAGGAACAGAAGAGGGAAGACUGGUAUCAUAUUCUCAGUGACUUCCUGCUGGCGGAGAUGCGCUUCCACGCUAAAGCGCUUCAGGGCUACACUGCUGCUUUUAGGUGUCUGCCCCUGUUGUCUGAAGGAGGUGGUGCGGAUAGACCUCGCGGGAAUCCUCGCGGGAAUCCUCGCGGGAACAGCCGCAAGUCCUCGUGCGGUACGAAAGAAAGAAAAGUGGCCUUUCCCAGUUCUGAUGAUGACACCAAACUACCAGUCUCGCAAAUUAACCUCAGGCGGAGAUCUGAUUCUAGUGAUUCGAAACUAUCUCUGAGAGAUCUUGACUAGCUUGCCAUGGAAUAUGAAAUUCUUAGACUAUGAGAAGAAUUGAUUGAGAGAAAAACUGGAAACGAGAAUAAUAAAAAACUGUCAUAACUAAUAACUAUC